CUCACAACCACCAACACUAGAAGGGUUCGAAACAGCGCAAGGUGUCACUGGCCCUAUAAACCCUAAUAACAAGAAGAAAAAUUGGAACACUGAGGAGAAAAUGGAGGAAUCAGAAAUUUCAGGCUUUAGUGACAAUCGUGUUGAAAUAAAAGCACCUUUGACGGUGGUUAGUGGAUCAUUAGAGAUGAUUGAAGAGACCAAGCCUCGUAAUCAAGCUAGUAAUGAGGAAGACAAAGUACUCACUGAUACAGAGGCUGGAUCACUAGAGAUGACUGAAGAGAUGAAGUCUUGUGAUGAAACUAGUAAUGAACAUGAGAAAAUACUCAGUGAUACAGAGGUUGGAUCACUAGAGACAACUGAAGAGAUAAAGUCUUUUGAUGAAACUAGUAAUGAACAUGAGAAAAUACUCAGUGAUACAGAGGCUGGAUCACUAGAGAUGACUGAAGAGAUAAAGUCUUGUGAUGAAACUAGUAAUGAACAAGACAAAGUACUCAGUGAUACAGAGGCUGGAUCAGAGAUGGCUGAAGAGAUAAAGUCUUGUGAUGAAACUAGUAAUGAAGAAGACAAAGUACUCAGUGAUACAAAGGCUGGAUCAGAGAUGGCUGAAGAGAUAAAGUCUUGUGAGGAAACUAGUAAGGAACAAGACAAAGUGUUCAGUGAUACAGAGGCUGGAUCACGAGAGAUGACUGAAGAGAUAAAGUCUUGUGAUGAAACUAGUAAUGAACAAGACAAAGUACUCAGUGAUACAGAGGCUGGAUCAUUGGAGGUGACUGAAGAGCUAAAGUCUUGUGAUGAAACUAGGAAUGAAGAAGACAAAGUACUCAGUGAUACAGAGGCUGGAUCAGAGAUGGUUGAAGAGAUAAAGUCUUGUGAUGAAACUAGUAAUGAACAAGACAAAGUACUCAGUGAUACAAAGGCUGGAUCAGAGAUGGUUGAAGAGAUAAAGUCUUGUGAUGAAACUAGUAAGGAACAAGACAAAGUGUUCAGUGAUACAGAGGCUGCCGAAGUGGAAACAGACUUUCACAUAGAAAGUGAAAUGAAAGAUUUAACAGAAGCAAAGAAAAAUCCAUCACAUGUGAGUGAAAAUGAUGAAUUGAGAAUGUUGAGUGAUACAAAGACAAAUAAAGUGAGAGAAGAAUUUUCCAAGGAAAAUGAAAUGAGAGAUAUACCAAAGGCAGUUAAAAGUUCAUCAGAUGUUAUUAAAAACAGAGAAGCCAAAGUACUGAGUGAUGCAGAAGCUACGACUGCUAACGUAGAGGCAGGUUUUAACAAAGAAAAUGAAAUAAAAGACAUAGAGACAGAGAAAAAGUCAUGUAAUGUUAUCGAAGACAACGAGGACAAAGCGCCGAGUGAUGCAGAAACUACUAAAGUAGAAGGAGACUGUGAUGGAGUUAAUGAACAUAAAGACAUAGCAGAGGCAAAUCAAAAGUUGUCAGAAGUAAUUGAAAACAACAGACACACCAUUGCUAGUAAUGAGCAACAAGCAGAUGAUGACAUACAUAGAGAAAGUGAUACAGACAAGGAGCAUAAUGAAAAUGAGAAGGUAAAAAUGAACAAUGAACCAGAUUGUCCUUCCAGUCAAGAUUAUGAAUUAAUUGCUGGACAUUAUUAUUAUACAGAUCACACAUCAGGCCAAAGAUACAAGUUUGAUGCAAUUGCUGGUGAAUGGGUUGUAAAUAAUGGAGAGAAAGAUAAUGAAAAUAAGGAUGCACGGAAGACAACAACGGACAGUGAAGGAAGAACGUAUUACUAUGCUGAAAAUAUGUACCUGUGCAAAGACUCCCAUGGAAAUGUAUUUUACUUAAAUGAUAACCAAGAGUGGAAGUCAUGGUCAGAGCGACCAAGUCCCAAUGCUAACUCAAGUGAAGAACAAAAUAUUUCAAAAUGGUAUUUUUAUCAAGGUGAUUCAAUGUUUUAUAGAGACAAUGUGUCAAAUAUUGUUUACAAGUUAAAUAAAGAAAGUAAUGCAUGGGAAGUAUAUGAAGGAAAAUUGAAAAGAAAAAGACCACGGAUUGACGAGGAGGAAGAAUUCGACACCGAUGAAGAUUCUGAUGAAGAAUUUGGCAAUGAAUUACAGCCUCCUGGUGCACGUAGUGACCCCAACAUUACCUAUGAUGGAGUUACAUAUACUAAACUUGACCCAAGUGACAAGAUGAUGUAUGAGUGGGAUGCUAACAGACGAGCAUGGUUCCCCAAGGUUGAUGAGGAUUUCAUGGCUACAUAUCAGCUGUCAUAUGGGUUCAACCCAGAUGGUACCAAAAAUUUAAAUCCGCUGAAGUUUGAUGAUGAGGCAGAGGAAGCAGCAGCAAGAUUAGAUGAGGAAGAGGAAAACAAGAAAGCUAAGGCCAAAGCUAAUCAAACAAAGAAAAAGCCAUCCUGGUUUGAGAUAGAUGAUGAUCACAACACCAAGGUCUAUGUUAGCAACCUUCCUGACUCAAUGACAGAGAAUGAAUUUAUUGAGCUGAUGCAGAAAUGUGGAAUGAUCCUUAAAGAUGUUGACAGCAACAAGCCCAAAAUUAAGAUGUAUCGAGAUAAAGAUGGAAACUUCAAAGGCGAUGCACUCUGUACCUACAUAAAGGUGGAGUCUGUGCAGUUAGCCAUACAGAUCCUUGAUGAGUACCAGGUGGGUAAUAAGAAGAUCCACGUUGAACAAGCCAAGUUCCAACAAAAGGGAGAGUACAAUCCAAAGCUGAAACCGCGCAAGAAGCAAAAGAAAGUCUUAGAAAAAAUCCAGAAACGACAGGAAAAGUUAUUUGACUGGCGACCUGAGCCUCUGCGAGGCCAACGGCAAAAGAAUGAAAAUACAGUAGUGAUUCGCAAUGCAUUUGACCCAAAAGAGUUUGUGGAUGCUAUGGAGAAAAUAUUGGUUCAUAAAGAUGCCCUAAGAAAUCAGUGUGAGAAUUUUGGCAAAAUAAAGAAAAUGGAAAUGCAUGAUCUACACCCAGAUGGUGUUGUUCAAGUAACAUUUGAGGAAGUGGAGUCUGCAGACAUGUGCAUAGCAACACUCAACAAGCGUCUCUACAACAAGAGAAUCCUUCACGUGUCAGUCUGGGACGGAAGAGAAAAGUUCAAGAUUGAAGAAACAGAAGAAGAACGAGAGGAAAGAUUGAAGAGAUGGAGCAAAUUUUUGGAGAGUGGAGGAAGCACAGAUGAAGGAAGCAAGUGAAGAAAUAUCAAGUAGAAAUAAGGCAGCAAAUGCUUCAUACUUAUGGUCAAGAUUUUUGAAGAGGUAAACUUAUCAAGGAUGUUGUGGAUAGUGCUUAAAUUGCUUCUAAUAAUUGUGUGUCUCCAUGGGGAAAUGGAACAGAAUUCUUCCACCGUAAGCUAUGCAUGUCGUAAGAGG
Cherax quadricarinatus is the source of this 3343-nucleotide messenger RNA. NCBI's taxonomy places the organism in Eukaryota, Metazoa, Arthropoda, Malacostraca, Decapoda, Parastacidae. The record is from RefSeq and is a predicted model, not a curated record.